CUUGACAAAACUAUUGAAACGAGGAGCUUGUGGGAGGAAAAGCAUCAUUGCAUCAAGAGUCGGAGCAAAUAAACGAGACGCUGCCGGAUUCCGGAUACACCUCUUCCAAACGGCCAAACCUCAACUCCAAGCUCCGACUCUCCGGCGGGUUUGAUCUGACCCGGCUACAUUCACUGCUCAACAUCCCGCCACUGCGGGAAACAAAACUUCACCCCAAGCCCCGCACCCUUCUCUUCUAACUGUUAACACCACCGGAGCCUGUGUUUAUCCGGUUAUCCUUAUCCCUGUCGCAUCCAUUCUUCUUCUCCGGUUUCAAUACGACAGGCGGAGACCUGUUCGAGGCUUUCCUGCGCCCAACACGGCGCAAUUACUGAUUGGCGAGGCCGUUAUUGUUCGGGGAAUGCAUAAUGCGAUAGUAGCCAGAUUUUCGUAUGACCUUUGUUGAAAUAUCAAACUGGUGGUUCUCUGAUUUAUUUUGAGGAAUUGAAAUCACACGAGAUGAGCAGAUCUCCGUCAUUCUCAGUGAAGUCGGAUCCUAAUCUGAAGGUUGAUGAUAAAUUAUUGCAACAAUGGGUUGUUGCCUUUUGCAUCAUUAGGUUCGAUCUUGAACAAGGACAACUCAUUGAAGAGUGCUACCCUCCAGGCGCUUUGACCCAAAGUGAGGAGCUUGAAGUUUCUUUUAGUUCGUUUCCAGACUCUGUUUCUCAAUAUCACAAUCGCUCAAGCAUCCACGAUUCCAUCUUUUUCUUCCGCUUCCGCAGACAGCAGGUUUCUCAGUUGUCACCUGAGAUCGUUGAGGUUGACAGGGUUCGAGCAUCUAAAAGUUUGUUGGGCGGUGAGUUCCCUAAAACAAUAACGAGAACUAACCAUAUAGCUGAAUCGCGAUACCUGUACGGGUUUGUAUUUAAUAGACAGAGGCAUGAUGAGAGGCUGAAGCGUGGUGGUGAGCAAAAAUCAGUGGUGAUUCUCUCACAUAGUCCAUUCUCAAGUGUGUUUAGACCUUUGUUGCAAAUAUUGGGACCGUUGUAUUUUGAUAUUGGACAGAAAGCCCUUCAUUACGUUGCUUCUUAUGUGUCAACGUGGUCUUCUCCUGCACCUGGUCAGUUGAUGGAUCUUCCCAUUGGAAAUGCUACCCUAAAAGUGACAUUGCCAUCUGCCCAUUGUUUGCCCCUAGAUGGUGGUGGAGUAUUCUUUGAAGAGUUGCUAUCAUCUGUAGCUCCUUCCCUGCAGCCUUCCAAUCAGUCAGUUCCACACGGACUGUUUCAUGAUUCGGAUCUGUUUGGCAUUUUCAGAGGGCUCUUAAUGCAGGUAUGGAAGCUGUGGGAACUGCUACUCAUUGGAGAGCCUAUUCUUAUCAUUGCUCCAACUCCUCCUCAGUGUUGUGAAGCAGUUUCUGGUCUGGUUAGUUUGGUUUCUCCCCUACUUUGUAGUAUUGAUUUCCGGCCUUAUUUUACCAUCCAUGACGCAGAAUUUGCUCAUUUAAACACCCUGCCAGAGGGUGCUACAUUUCCUCCGAUGGUUUUGGGUGUCACCAAUCUAUUUUUCUUGAAAGCCCUUCGCAAUAUGCCUCACAUUGUGUCAGUUGGAAGAACUGCCCCCAACUCAAACCGACUGUCACUUGGCAAUAGAUCCUCUCCAGGGAUGAACAUGAAGAAGUUUACGCCAUUGAACUUUUUGAAUGCUGUGAAGAUGAAGAGGGAGGGCCCUCUUUGUCUGAUGACAGAGCACAAAGAAGCAGUUUGGACCACAUACACUGCCAUCACAAAACCAGACACUUCAAUCUUGAACAGGCUGAUUGAUGCAGGAGUUUCACCCCGUGUAGAGGAAUCAAUGUCUCUUGUUAACAAUGAGAUCUUGCGCCGUCAUUUCUUGGAGCUCACGACCAACUUUUUGUCCCCAUUUGCCCCAUAUUUCAGGGUAACCACACCUUCUGAAGGAUUAUCCCCAUUUCUUGAUCCUCCUUCCCUUCCUUCUUUCAAUGACGAGGAAUUCCUUUCAAUCUUAUCAGCACGAGGACCUGGAAAAUUUUUACUGAAGAGGAUGACUUCAAACUGGCUGGAUUUAUACAGGCAAUUGAUUUAUCAUUUUAUUCAUUGGGCAUCUUUCAGAUCUUAUCACAGUAUCGCACACAUGUUGGCUAAAAGACUUCCAUUUGUUUUACAUUCUCAUCCUCAAAUCUCAUUAUUUUUCUUGUAAUAAUUUAUAACAUGUCAUUCUUAGCCAAGUAAUUAAGAUAAAUUUCUCUACUGUAUUGAGAUGUUAUUUACAUAUGCAAUGUAGGAGGUUUCUAAAGGGGCAUAACUUUAUUCCAUGGUUUCAAAGAAAGCGUGCCAUUGCUGAACAUGAACAGUAUAGGUUAUGGAGGCACGCAAGAAUGAAGACUGACAUAAAAGAAGUAAUAUCUCAAAUGUCUGAGUUGGAGAUAAUUGAUGCUUUCAAUGCAAUUGAAAGAAAUCUUGUCAGGGAGAUGCAGGCAGGUUCUUUCUACCACUGCAGGAGCAGUAAUGCAGACUCGGGUUCCACUUGUCACAAGCUAAAGGGGGAUCUCCAAGCGGUAUUCAGUGUUCUCUCCCUGGACAUUCAGCAUCUCAUGCUAAUGAAUCCUGAAAGAGCUGCUCUCCUCAAAGGCAGUCAUGAAGGUUCAUAGCACUUCCACCCACUUUGCCAUCUACAUGACUGAAACAUAAGCGUUUUGAGCCCUGGUCGUGAAGCAAUUAUGUCUUUCAUCCACUGCUGCUGAAAGAUAUAUAUGGAGCAAUUCUUCACAUUCUCUUCCUGACUGUCAUUCAUUCGAGCUAACCAAUUCAUAGAUUGCUCUCCCAUUCAGAUUUAAGCAGCUGUGGGAGAUUUCUUGUUCAACUAAACCAUCCGGAAAGCGGAAAUGACAGAGAUCAUAUGCUUUUGCAGUGUUAUGAUUAGAUUUAACAUGCCAUGGAGGUUUAUGUACCGAAAGCAGAGAAGUUACGAUUGGACCUUGGCGUCCUUCAGUGUACAUUCACCUGACCCGCACUGUCAUAUAAUUAAGACAAAGAGGUCGGCUCAACUUUAUUAGUGAAUGAAAGGGAGUAGGGUGAGCAUCUUUGCUUAAUUAUUACAGUAUUCCCGGGUCCUUUUAUUGAUAAGUUUGCACUUGGUAAACUUAGGGAUGUAACACCCCCCCCCCCCCCCCCCCCGAAAAUGAACGAAUUUCAGCAAAAAAUGCAUUCAAGUAAGAAAAUACUAAGGAAGUAGAAUUGCGGAUUUUCCUUUUCCUGCUUGAAUAUUGCUUAACAUUUGUGACCUUGCUCUGUGGACUUUUAUGCAAAAUAAAGCUGAUGAUUUUAAUGCAGUGGAAA
Messenger RNA from Cuscuta epithymum, 3335 nucleotides. NCBI's taxonomy places the organism in Eukaryota, Viridiplantae, Streptophyta, Magnoliopsida, Solanales, Convolvulaceae. The record is from the annotation of a GenBank genome assembly.